Molecule: messenger RNA, 503 nt
Organism: Macroventuria anomochaeta
Lineage: Eukaryota; Fungi; Ascomycota; Dothideomycetes; Pleosporales; Didymellaceae
Exons: 1
Coding region: 108-440 (110 amino acids)
Source: RefSeq, a predicted model, not a curated record
GGCCAUUCGAAAAGUCGCCGAGGCGGACGGGUACGUGAACAAUAUUUCGUCAGGUCCUAAACUGACGAAUAAAGCUCGAUCGGAAUGCUACCAGGAUACCACUCGCUAUGGAGCAUAACAGCGAACGUCGUCGGAACCGAAGAGCAAGCAGACCGCUACUAAAGCUGAUCAUCGAGAACAACUACUUUAUCGGUGGCACAGUAAACCCACGAGACAACGACCUCAAGAUCACCACCGAGGGCUACAAGCUCGUUUUCAACGGCUUUAAGCACUUCAACACCGGUGAUGUAAUCUCCAACUUGACUGUGCUGGAAGGCGACUGUAGACCAAAACAAGCAACGCAAACAAAAGAAUCAAAAUCGAACCAUCAUAGUGCCUUCCAGUGUCAGUGCUCACAUGAGGUUGUUACUAGACUGCAGCAGAAGGAGAGGGACACUUGACAUCUUCCCAGACAGGAUGAAUGAAAAUCUGGCGACUGUGCAUCUCAAAACCUGCGGGUCUAG